AGUUGGUUUUGUUACGACUUGGUCAACAAAAAACGAAUUGCCGUAUGCAAAUCACGCAGUUCGAAUAUUACAGGCGGAGACGCAACAACUUCCAACUUCGUUCGACAUUUGAAGUUGCACAAAGAAGGGCAUUGAAAUACUUGUUUUGGCCACAGGGGGGCAUCAGUGGCGAGGGAGUGGAGGCCUUUACAUACAGUUUCAAUCUGCAGCCUUUAUUACAGGUCGCUCCACCUCUUGCACCAAAAUACGAACAAAUCCUGACAGGUCCUCAUUUUGGAGCGACAGGCGCAGAAAGAAGAAUGUCUUGGUAUCAUCGUGCGUUAGUUUGCACCCUCUUGGUGGUGUUGCUGUUGAAUGUUGUUGAGAAUGAGGCCGCCUCUUUCCCGUGGUCUUGCCCCAGUCUGAAAGGCAGUUGCAGAAAAGUUUGCCUACCAACUGAACUAUUCUUUGGACCUCUGGGCUGCGGAAAAGGCUUCCUAUGCUGCGUGUCUCAUUUUCUAUGAGCGCUAUAAGAGGGAUCUGUGGGAUGGAAUGUCAACCUAUAUGCAGUCCAUGAAGGGCAGAUGCGAUAAGAGAUUGCUGAUAUUGUGUGAUGGCUUAUUAAAUUACACUAGUAGUGUUUGCUCUGAUGUAACCUCAUCAACUUUUAACAAACGUUGCUGGGUUUAACUGUAGAAUUGAAGUAAAAUAGUACAUUAAAUAUCCU
This is a messenger RNA of Entelurus aequoreus (snake pipefish), 706 nucleotides long. RefSeq names its product defensin, beta-like 1 (gene defbl1). Bases 45 to 503 code for a protein of 152 amino acids. The transcript has 5 exons. The record is from RefSeq and is a predicted model, not a curated record. NCBI's taxonomy places the organism in Eukaryota, Metazoa, Chordata, Actinopteri, Syngnathiformes, Syngnathidae.